UUUAUAUUUCCCCCCUCACAAUGGUUUCCUCGUCUUCGCUGCUGGCGACGCUGCUCGCGGUUGCCGUCCUCGCUUCCAGUGCUUACGGCCACGGUCUGCUCAAGACGCCCGUCCCGCGCUCGGGCAACGACGACAACUACCGCGACGACUGCACCACCGUUGCUGCAGGAACCCCCUCCGCCACCUACUUUGCCGGACAGCCGUUCUCUGUCACCUACAAGAUCAAUGCAAACCACGGAGGCACGUACCAGAUCAAGCUUCGCAAGGACGGCGGCGCAUUCACCACGAUUCAACCCUCGGGAGCCAUCGUGUCUGGCAACAAUCCCGAAACCAAGACUUUUGCCGCGUUGGAGCCUGGCACCUACACUGUCGCUUGGAUCUGGAAGAGCAACGAAGCGAAGCCCUACUUUGGCUGCUCCGACAUCAAGGUUGUCGUUAGCCCCCAGGGCAUCACUGCCACCUUCUACUCUGCUUCUGGCAACGCUCCGUCCACGACCGACUUUUUCAACGCCGUCGCCUCGUUCUUGGACAUCCCCACGACCCAGAUCACGACCGUCACCGCCCUCACCGCUGUCGACAAGAACCACUUCAAGCUCGUCUUCACCAUCAACUACGACUCUGCUGGCACCGACCCCGCACCUCUCAUCAACCAGCUCCUCACUGCCUCGUCCAGCGAGCUUGCCGCCGCCGGCAUUGCCUCCACCACUACUCUGGCCGCCAACCAGCCCUCGAGCGACUCGAGCAGCAGCGGCUCGAACGGCGCCGCCGUCGCCGUGCCCAUCGUCCUCAUUCUCGUCCUCCUUGUUGUCCUCUUUGUGUACGACCGCAAGAGCGGCGGCAAGGUCCGUCAGUUCGGCUCGAGCAUCAAGGACCGCUUCACCACCGGCUCCAACCACAGCACCCGCCACAGCGACGCCGAGAAGGGCCGCUCCACCCCUGCUCCUCGCGCUGCCACCCCUGCGCCUCGCCCUGCCACCCCCACUGCCCGCCCUGCUACCCCCACGGCUCGCGCGACCACCCCUGCUCCUCGCGCCUCUGCCCCGUCUCGCGGCCCUUCUGUGCGCCCUCCGUCGCCUGGUGCUAGCCUGCAGCGCCCCGCCUCGCCCGGCGCCGGCCUCCAGCGCCCGGUUGCUGUGCGCCCUUAAGUACGCCUCGGCGAAUAUCGGUUGUUUCGCGCACGAAUGCUCGCUUCAAGUUCUCGAGGUCUGUUGACAGUACUUUGAGAUUGGUCGCUUCUUUCUGAAUCUGGCCAGCAACGGCGCGGGCAUUUUUGCGUUAGUUUCCGAUUCCUAGGUUGAUAUUUUGGUUGUUUCUUUUUUUCGGGGGGAGGGGCUUUGAACCCCGUCCCCUGCUGUUUCCGCACUAUUGUUUGUUUGUUUUUUUUUUUUUGUCUUCGUUCUCUCGUCCUCGUUGUGGUGCCUUUUUGUUUUCAGCUUUGCUUGUUUGAUGCAUUGGCCAUGCACAUCGGCGGCAACGAUUGUCUCCAUCGCCACCUACCCCCCAACAUUCCCCUCCAGCAGUUAUUGGUCUGUGUG
This is a messenger RNA of Capsaspora owczarzaki ATCC 30864, 1535 nucleotides long. RefSeq lists its product as hypothetical. The coding region runs from base 21 to 1145 and encodes 374 amino acids. Lineage: Eukaryota; Filasterea; Ministeriida; Capsasporidae. The transcript has 3 exons. The record is from RefSeq and is a predicted model, not a curated record.